Messenger RNA from Thamnophis elegans (Western terrestrial garter snake), 1584 nucleotides. Its product is annotated as lysosomal acid glucosylceramidase-like. Gene Ontology annotation, biological process: glucosylceramide catabolic process. Gene Ontology annotation, molecular function: glucosylceramidase activity. The transcript is spliced from 10 exons. Bases 1 to 1584 code for a protein of 527 amino acids. The record is from RefSeq and is a predicted model, not a curated record. NCBI's taxonomy places the organism in Eukaryota, Metazoa, Chordata, Lepidosauria, Squamata, Natricidae.
AUGCAGAAACUGGAUGUUUUGGCUGUGCUGUUCCUCGUCCCCCUAGGGAUGGUCGAGGCCGGAGCACGCCAGCCCUGCAGUCCUAAAUUCCUUGGCCAAAAUGCCAUGGUGUGCGUUUGCAACGCAACGUACUGCGACACGGUGGAACCUCUCUCCCUCCCGGAGGUCGGCAACUUUGUCAAGUACACAACCAGCAAGGAGGGCCAACGCUUGGAGCGGAGCGAAGGGCAAAUAGGAAAUGCCAGCUCAGGAACUUCAGGUGGGAUAUUCUACACCUACGACCCCUCCGUUCAGCACCAAUACGUCAAAGGCUUCGGCGGGUCGCUCACCGACUCUGCGGCUAUCAACGUCCUGCGUUUGUCUUACGGAGCCCAAAACCACCUUCUCCGCUCUUAUUUCUCGGACGAAGGAAUUGAGUACAAUUUGCUGCGCUGGCCCAUUGGCUGCUCCGACUUUUCCACGCGGCCCUACAGUUACGGUGACCGAUGCGUGGAUGACUUCGAACUGAAGUGUUUUGAGCUGGCCCCCGAAGACACCAAGCUUAGGAUCCCCCUGCUCCAUCGUAUCAUGGCCCAUGCAGAGAGGCCCCUCUCCCUGGUCGGCAGCCCUUGGACCAGUCCUGGCUGGCUUAGGGUAAACAACAAGCUUGAAGGGAAAUCCAGGAUAAAGGGAAAACCAGGCGACCGUUACCACAAGACCUGGGCCCGCUAUUUUAUCAGGUUCCUAGAUGAGUACGCUAAAAACAACAUAACGUUCUGGGCAGUAAGCGCUCAGAAUGAACCACGCACUUUGCUUUGGCUAUUUUAUAAAGACUUUCCGGUUAAUAUUUUCUCACCGCAACAUCAACGCGACUUUAUCAUUAAGGACUUGGGGCCUGCCCUCGCCGCCAGCUGCCACCCAGAUGUUCACCUCAUCAUCCUGGACGACCAGAGGUCGCAUUUGCCAAACUGGGCCAACCAGGUGAUUGGCAAUAGUAGCGCAGCGACCUUCGUAUCCGGCAUUGGCGUCCAUUGGUACGUUGACUUCCUCGUCCCAGCUGGACCUACUCUGGACGUUACGCAUCGCCUGUAUCCCAAUUUCUUUCUGCUCUACACAGAAGCUUGCAAUGGUUUUUUGUACUGGGAUGUGAAGGUCGCCCUGGGAAGCUGGGAGAGAGGCACCUAUUACAGCAGAAAUAUCCUGUCGAAUCUCAACCACUUCGUCACCGGGUGGAUCGACUGGAACUUGGCCCUCGACAUGGAAGGGGGCCCCUGUUGGAUAGACAACUUUGUCGAUAGCCCCAUCAUUGUCAACCCCCUCAAGGAUGAGUUCUACAAGCAGCCCAUGUUCUACCACCUGGGGCAUUUCAGCAAAUUCAUCCCCGAAGGAUCCGUUCGCGUUGCUUUGACCUCCCCCUGCUUGUUUGACAGCUGUCAGUUAAAGGCCUUGGCUUUUCUGCGACCCGACGGCACGGCGGUGGUCGUGGUGUUGAACGACUGGUUUGUCGAUAUUUCUUUCACUAUCUUGGACCAUCAGGUGGGUUACAUUAAGGACCGCGCGAGAGCUCACUCCAUCCAAACCUACCUGUGGAGGAGGCAUCUUUGA